CGUCUAUAUGACAACAGAACGCCAACGGCAGAGCCAGAACCAGCGAGGACCUGCGGAGAGACACAUCAGCACACCAUCCCAGCAUUUCUCACCAGACGUUCUGAGGUUCAACCAAGAUGUUUGCUAAACGUCUUCUGCUCAUCUGCGUGACCAUUGCUGUUUGUGCAGAUGCUGAGGAUAAGUCCAGGCUCUACAGGAGGCCCUCCUGUGUGGGGAUGACCGUGACUCAGGCCUGUCCUCUGAGCUACUCUCCAGUCUGCGGCAGUAACGGCAUCACCUACCCCAACGAAUGCUCUCUGUGUGUGGCCAGACUGGAAAAAAGUGUUGACAUUUUGAUUGUGAAUGACGGGCCCUGCUCACAAUGACAUCAUCGCACUCUUCACUCACUGAUGACAUCAUCCCAGUUCUUCUUAAUCAGUGAUGUCAUCACCUGCAUCUUGGACUACAGUUGGAUUGUAGCUAAUUAGCUGUUAGCGUGUAGCUAACAUGAAUAAACAUGACUGUAGAUGUAUGUGCUCAUAGUUUAAACAUCUAUUGUUCGAUGGUGAGUCAAAUAUUUUCAUUUGUCUGCAUGAACAUUUUUCAUUCAAAUCUUUCCUGAAUAAACAUUUUAAUUCCU
Acanthochromis polyacanthus (spiny chromis) is the source of this 619-nucleotide messenger RNA. RefSeq names its product probable pancreatic secretory proteinase inhibitor. Gene Ontology annotation, molecular function: protein binding; serine-type endopeptidase inhibitor activity. Lineage: Eukaryota; Metazoa; Chordata; Actinopteri; Pomacentridae. Bases 117 to 365 code for a protein of 82 amino acids. The transcript has 4 exons. The record is from RefSeq and is a predicted model, not a curated record.